UUCUCCAAAAUAACUCACAUAAACUUAAAAUUUUCAACAUUUGAUCACAAAUACUCAGAACUUCAGUGAAAUUUGAUAUCACAUUCAUACAUCAAUUUGAGCACCAGAUUCAAUCUCGAGAGCUUCAUAAACCUUAAUCCACAUCUCGCACUUCAUCAACUACCUUCAAUUGGCAACUAAGUUCAAUGAGGGUUCUUCGAUUGGGCUUAUUGCUCGCUCUGGCAUCUGGAUUUGCAGCCAUUUCCAUUUACAUCACCGGACUCUCCAAUCCUUCUUCUGUAUAUACCAAUUAUCAACUCACAGAUGAAGAAACUGAAUCGUUGCUUUCGUUGCAUAACUCUUUCGAGAAGUGUGUGAGUGCGAAUGGACUUGGUCUAAAAGCAGCCAGGGGUAGUGAUUACUGUCAAACCACAAUAAGUUUUCCUAGUGAUACUAUACCAAAAUGGAAAGAUCCCAAAACUGGUGAACUUGAAGUUCUAUCUUAUGAUUUUAAUCUAUGUGAAGCUGUGGCCACAUGGGAACAGGUGCGAAAUAGCACCACUAUACUCACCAAGGAAUUCAUUGAUUCUUUACCAAAUGGAUGGGAGGAGUAUGCUUGGCGUAGGAUCAAUAAAGGAGUACAACUUAACCGCUGCGAGAACAAGACCUUAUGCAUGGAGAAACUUUCACUAGUGCUCCCUGAAACACCACCAUACUUCCCUAGACAGUAUGGGCGAUGUGCUGUUAUUGGUAAUUCGGGUGAUCUCUUGAAAACAAAAUUUGGAAAAGAGAUAGAUGGCUAUGAUGCCGUUUUAAGAGAAAAUGGCGCUCCAACUCAAAACUAUACCGAUUAUGUGGGUAGGAAAAGCACUUUCCGUCUUCUAAAUCGAGGAUCUGCCAAAGCACUUGAUAAAGUUGUAGAAUUAGAUGAGAAAAGAAAAGAAGUCUUGAUAGUAAAAACAACCAUUCAUGACAUCAUGAACAAAAUGAUCAAGGUAUGUUUCGUAAUCAAUGGAAAUCACCUUCCAAGAUCCUUUAUUUACUGUGCUACAUAUUCUAUAUCCAUUUGCAAAGCAAUCGGCUUUUGUCUUCUGCAGGAACUUCCUAUAACAAAUCCAGUAUAUCUCAUGCUAGGUGCUUCCUUUGGUUCAGCCGCAAAAGGAACUGGGCUUAAGGCUCUUGAAUUUGCCCUCUCCAUGUGUGAUUCAGUGGAUAUGUAUGGUUUCACCGUGGAUCCUGGCUAUAAAGAAUGGACAAGAUAUUUCUCUGAAUCUCGUCAAGGCCAUACACCAUUGCAUGGUAGAGCUUAUUACCAAAUGAUGGAAUGCUUGGGACUGAUCAAAAUCCAUUCUCCCAUGAGAGCUGAUCCAAACCGUGUAAUAAAAUGGGUUCCAAGCUCCCGUAUUAUAAGGGCUGCUAGGAUUGCAUCCGAGAAAUUACUGAGGAGAGUUGGAGCAGGAUCUGAAGAUCCAUUGCGUGCAUGUUCCAUAAUUAAGAAGCAAGCUAAAAGAAAUUUAAAUGCGCUUUCAAACCUCCGAAAGGCGGCACUGGAUCAUUUAAGGUAUGUGAAGAGCACAACCAUGUAUCCUCUGGAGCAUAAUCCAGGACAUGGGUUGCUUUGCACUGUCCCAACUGAUUGAACUGUACUGAGAUUUUAUGCAUUCAAUUUGUGCUUUCGGGAAGCAUCUGGCUGUCUACUAUUCAAAAACUUCUCUUAAUUCCUUUUGCAAAAUAUGUCAUCAACUUGAAAAAUUGGCAACGGAGUUUCCUACUCACGGUACAGUAGCUUAUCUGCAAAUUUUUUAAUCUUUCUCAUUCUUUUUGUUUCAAAACUACAAAUACUCGGAUAUUUGGUUGUGAGGGCUACAUGAUAGAACAGCUAGGACACAUUUUUUAGGCAUAGGAGCUACUGAGUUGAGCCCUAACGAGUUGAGCUGUAAUGAAUGUUUUUAUUUUUUAUGAUUACAUUAUAGGAACAAUAACUGUACACCCAUAAUAUAAAGACUUUUACUUGCA
This is a messenger RNA of Vicia villosa (hairy vetch), 1995 nucleotides long. RefSeq names its product sialyltransferase-like protein 2. The record is from RefSeq and is a predicted model, not a curated record. Bases 186 to 1619 code for a protein of 477 amino acids. The transcript is spliced from 11 exons. NCBI's taxonomy places the organism in Eukaryota, Viridiplantae, Streptophyta, Magnoliopsida, Fabales, Fabaceae. Gene Ontology annotation, molecular function: sialyltransferase activity.